AUUACUUCGUGGAGAACAAGCCAGAGGAUUGGAAGGAAAUUGACUUUCUGUUGUGGAUUAACAAGAAUAGAGAAAACUUAAUCACUGGGAACACGUCGCGGGACAGACAGACCAAAUGGCAUAAUUAUUUCCACGACUUGCUAGACGCUAUCAUUUUCCGAUGCAAGGACCUUAUAAAAAAUAAGGCAGAUGAUGAAUUUAUCAAGUUUGCGAUGCACUCAGCGACUAAUCUCAAUAAACACCGGGUCGGGCUUCAGGACAAUCUCUUAGCAGUAUGCUUGAGUGAGAGAUAUGGCAUCUCUGGAUGGAGUGCCGUCUUGGAAAACGAUUUCGAAGGAUGUCCGCGAAUGGUGGGCACUCCGUACAAUACAGGAAAAAAAUCAACAUUUCAAAAUGCGGGAGAAUUUAAUUAUAGCGAAGGACUCUCUGGAACAAGUGAGUUGAAAUGUGGUACAGAAGUGAACAGCAUUGUAAAUGAAUUUACUCAAAUGAAGCAAUUUAUAACAGGUCGAGUGGACAGCAGCCCGCAACCAAACCCAACUCCUAAGCGAGCACAGACCAAGAAAUCCCUAACCCAGGAGAGCCUAUCUUCUGAGGAAUCUAAUCCCUCUCCAAGAUCCUCCCCUAAUUUACAACUGACUUUGCAACCUCUAUCACCCUUCCACACUACAAGUAUUCUCUUAUCUGAUGAUGAUGAACCCGAUUUGACUCUUUCUAUUUCUGGAAUUGUUCCGCUUGACUGCCCAGUUAUCAUCAAUGAUGUUGAGGGACUGCAGCUGGGACCCCCACCUCGACAAGAGUCUAGGUGGCUCAUAAACGAGAUCAAUGUCUCAGAAAAGUGGCAUCAAUUCAAAGAGAAAUCUUUGAAGUUAGCAACAGAGAGGGGGCUUUUUGUAGAGAGUCAUACACAGGAAAUAUUGUCCUUAUCACACAUUCUCCUCCUAAAACCAAAGCAGCAUUGCCCACUAAUGGUGGAAGUUUUUGGUGCUGAAUUAUUGGAAGUGAUGCACAAAGACAUGCUGCAGAGAUUUACUGAACAGGAGACAGAAAUUGAUAUCGAAAUUUUUAUGAAGCUUACACAGAUUGUUAAGCAACUGCAGCAGGGAAAGGUCACAAGGGAUAUUGCAGUUACAGAACUUCAGACACUCAUGAUCAAUCGUUCCUAUGGAGAAAUCUCUAUUUUAAAGGCCAUCAAAAACAUUAUAGAAAAAGUCCCUAGAAACACUUUGAAAAGCCUUGUUGGGGAAGUUGAACUUUGCACUACGUAUAUUGACCCAGUCCUGAGUCCAAUUAUUGCAGACCCUGAUCGUGAUAUCUUUUUGCGUUGGUCAAAUAAAGAGGCACCUGAGUCAAAGGCAAGGAAGUUGAUGGGUAGGGCAAAACAACCCGAUGCCAUCAUAAAUAAUAUUGACCAACUGUCUUGGGGUUCCAGUAGGGGACAUG
Paraglomus brasilianum is the source of this 1443-nucleotide messenger RNA. The record is from the annotation of a GenBank genome assembly. NCBI's taxonomy places the organism in Eukaryota, Fungi, Glomeromycota, Glomeromycetes, Paraglomerales, Paraglomeraceae.